Molecule: messenger RNA, 3174 nt
Organism: Polyodon spathula (Mississippi paddlefish)
Lineage: Eukaryota; Metazoa; Chordata; Actinopteri; Acipenseriformes; Polyodontidae
Gene: alg2
Product: ALG2 alpha-1,3/1,6-mannosyltransferase
Exons: 2
Coding region: 813-2021 (402 amino acids)
Molecular function (GO): GDP-Man:Man(1)GlcNAc(2)-PP-Dol alpha-1,3-mannosyltransferase activity; alpha-1,3-mannosyltransferase activity
Source: RefSeq, a predicted model, not a curated record
ACAUUGAAACGUAUUUUAAAACCAUUGUAAAUAAAUCUAAUCUUAUUUUAUAAAAGGAAGCAGUGUUAAAAUCCAGGCAGAUAAGGAGGUAGUUAACCAGAAUGAGGUGACGUGUCCCCGAGUGAAGUGUACAAGCAGAGGCUGCGAGAAAAGGGGGACCAUUUUGGCUCCACCGCAGUUCAGCAGUGUUUUAAAUUACAGCGCAAUUGAGCCAACAUGGGAAACAAACCGCUUCAGUUUCAUCGUAAUCCACAACCACUUCCUGCUCGCAGCAAAUUGUGAAGUGUGGUCGGGGUUAUAUCGUCCUGUGCAUGUUCUAGGUGUGUAGAUAAUCGUAUUGGUAGUAAAUAACAAAGGUAGUUUAUACCUGACAUAUGUGCAAGUGUUUAUUUUGCACUGUUUUUCCAAAAUUUGUAUUGAUAUUUAAUCGGGCUUGUAUUUUUACUUGAUGAAAACGCAAGUUUAAUAUUUGUAUUGUUGAUUAUAACAACUAGUCAUUAAAUUACAUUCCACGCAUUUUACCACGUUAAGGCGUGAUAUUACCAUUUUUUAUAUAGGAUUGUAGCUGUCGAUUACAAACAACUGACCGAUUAUAAUGCUACCAGAAUAAAACAGUACACUGCUGUUUUUUUUCAGGUUAAACUUGGCUUGGUCAUUGCGUCAAACUGUUAAAAAAGUAAACCAUAGGAUUUUAUUCACAGAGACAGUGCUCCUCUCCGGAAGAAUAAACUGAUUAAACCAUAAAACAGUAAUUACAUAAUCCAUUAUAUACACUGUGUUCUAAUAUAAAAUUAAUCAGAGCUACUAGUACAAUGGUGAAUGUGGUGUUUCUGCACCCGGAUUUGGGGAUCGGCGGUGCAGAGCGUCUUGUGGUGGAUGCCGCUCUGGCACUACGUUCCAAAGGCUGUAAGGUUCAGAUAUGGACCGCACACUACGACCCAGACCACUGCUUCUCAGAGACCAAAGACCCCGACCUCCCCAUAGUCUGCGUGGGGGAUUGGCUGCCCACAAGCAUCUGCGGAUACUUCCACGCACUCUGCGCCUACAUUCGCAUGGUGUACGUUGCCUUGUACCUCAUCAUCUUCAGCGGGGUGGAAUUUGACGUUGUGUUUUGUGACCAGGUAUCGGCAUGCAUCCCUGUAAUCAGACUCGCUAGGAGGAAGAAGAAAGUUCUUUUCUACUGCCACUUCCCAGACCAGCUCCUCACAGCACGCAGCUCGUUCCUCAAGAGAAUCUACAGGGCUCCCAUCGACCGCCUGGAGGAGGCCACCACGGGCAUGGCUGACUGUGUGGUGGUCAACAGCCAGUUCACAGCAGGCGUCUUCAAACGUACCUUUAAGUCCCUGUCCAGUGUGCACACAGACGUCCUGUACCCUUCGCUGAAUUUCAGCACCUUCGACAUAGAACCUUCAGAGCUUGGCGGAUUGGUCCCAGCAGAGAAGAGCUUUGUGUUCCUAUCUAUCAACCGGUACGAGAGGAAGAAGAACCUGCCCCUGGCCCUGGAAGCCUUGAAGGACCUUCAGGGCAGGCUCUCUGGAAGUGAGUGGAAGAAGGUUCAUCUUGUGAUGGCUGGUGGCUAUGACGAGAGAGUGCCAGAGAAUGUGGAUCACUACAAGGAGCUCAAGGACUUAUCCAUUAAGCUUGGCUUAUCGGACAGUGUAACCUUCCUGCGCUCCUUUUCUGACGAGCAGAAGAUCUCCCUCCUCCAUCACUGCACCUGCGUCCUCUACACGCCCAGCAAUGAGCAUUUUGGCAUUGUCCCUGUGGAGGCCAUGUACAUGCGCUGUCCGGUCAUCGCUGUCAACUCAGGAGGCCCGCUUGAGUCCAUAGCCAACGGGGAAACUGGAUUCUUGUGCGAUCCCCAGCCAGCAUGCUUCGCUGAGGCCAUGGAGAAGUUUGUGAAGGACCCCGGCCAACGACCAAGCAUGGGGGAGGCCGGGAGAGACCGGGUUUUAAAGCGCUUUUCUUUGGAUGCGUUUUCGGAACAACUGUACCAAUACAUCUGUAAACUGACAGAAUAAAGCACACAUGGAGAAGGUAUUUUGAAUGCAAUUGAAUGAUUACAUGGAACCUGUAAUAUUUUCUAACUUGAGCUGGACUUCAAUUUAGUUUUUUUGUAUAUCCUUAAGAAACCUAAAUUCGAUGUUCUAAAAGCAAUUACUUUGAACCACCCUAGAUGGACUACAGAGCCCCAUAAUAACUGUAGACCAUGUACUGUAUCCAUGCAUUCCUUGUAAUUGUUCCAAUAAAAAAAAAAAAUCUCUUUAGCUAUUGGAAAAAAAUAAACAUUGUUGCCACAUUAUAUAAGUAGGUAUUAUUUCAGACUCAUCCCAUUGUAGCUAACAAAAUAAUUCCAUGCACGUUCAUCUACUAAUUAGUCUCCAGUGUUUAGUUUUCAAAAUAAUCUCUGUUUUCUCAAACACAUCUGUUCAUUUUAAGUCCUGAUUUAUUUGGAACUAUACUAUGUUUAAAAAAAAAAAAAAAUCUUCAUUUGCAGGCCUUGUUUUCAGAUAGUCUUCCACUUGCAUGGUCAUUUCACCCAGAAAGUGAAAUUUGUCCCAACCCAUUGAGAGCCUUCUGUUUUGUCAGUAGGCAACCAGCUGCUUCCCCUAAUGUCUGACAUGCUAUGCAGCCAGUAAGAUGCUUCACCCUGAACAAACUGAAAUGAGGUGAAAUGACCUGUGAAGUGUAACAGACUUCUUAAAGGCAAGAGAAGCAAAACUAAGACAUUUCUUUAACCAGUAUAGUACCAGACAUAGUGUUAGUUUCGUUGAUGAAAUUGGUGAUGAAAAUGUUCGUCAACAAACUGUUUUUUUGUUUUAGUCAGUGAGGACUAUAAGUGGAUUUGUGAAAUAAAUUGGAAAGUGAAACGAAUGAUGAAAUAGGGUGGUGUACAAAAAAAGAUUAGUUUCACAAAUUUUGGUUUUAAUAGUAAUAACCCACAAAUUAAAAUGCUCACAUACUGUUACGCUGUCUGCUAAGCCAAAAACGCAAACAUAUGUUGACUUAAUAUGUCCAAAGUAGGCCAAAAGUGCUGCAAUGAGUUUGUCUUUUUUUUUUUUUUCAUGUUUAGUUGACUAAGUUUCAAUAUUUUCCUUGUUAGGUUGAAAGGCGCCAUGCAGUAUUUUUUGCGCUGUAGCAGUUUGCAUUUAAAAAUAAAGUGCGUUUCUUUCA